Molecule: messenger RNA, 2498 nt
Organism: Adelges cooleyi (spruce gall adelgid)
Lineage: Eukaryota; Metazoa; Arthropoda; Insecta; Hemiptera; Adelgidae
Product: arylsulfatase B-like
Exons: 9
Coding region: 326-2125 (599 amino acids)
Source: RefSeq, a predicted model, not a curated record
UAACUAGAUUAACUUUGGAUAACUAGUCUAAUAGUUAUUCAAAUACGGUCCUGUAAUGUCUCGUCGAAAAAAAAUUGUUUUGAUUAUUUUAAUGACUUGUUUAUACCUACCUCUUAUGAUGAACUAUUAGAUCAAUGCGGCAUUGUUCUGUAGGUUUAGUACAGGUUGGCCUUGGACUACUAUAAUAUAGCUGUUUACCACAAUAUACACGCGUGACGUCCCUAUAAACCACUCAGGUCUCAGUCUUCUAUUUAGCUUAUUGUCUGAGUAUCACGUAUGAUGUGCGCACCUCACUGGUAUAUCGCCGAUCAUAACAGUUACAACCAUGAGUGCGUUGAUCAACAAUGUGAGCUGUUUCUUGACAACGAUUUUAUUACUUCGGCCAAUAACCUGGUGUUCCUCGCAACAGACAACCAAAAAGCAGCCACAUAUAAUACUUAUUCUUGCCGAUGAUUUGGGUUGGAAUGAUGUUGGAUUUCAUGGAUCUAUUCAGAUACCGACUCCAAAUAUAGAUGCCUUAGCUUUUAAUGGAAUUAUAUUAAAUCGUCAUUAUGUACAACCCACAUGCACUCCUUCUAGAGCCGCCUUAUUAAGCGGAAAAUAUCCAAUUCGAUAUGGUCUUCAAGGAACUCCAAUAAUUGCAGGUCAAGCUUCAGCUCUACCACUAAGUGAAAAAAUUCUGCCACAAUACUUAAAAGACCUAGGAUACAGUACUCAUCUGGUUGGAAAAUGGCAUUUAGGCGCUUACCAGAGAAAGUUCACUCCUACCGAAAGAGGAUUUGAUACUCAUUUUGGAUAUUGGAACGGAUUUAUAAGUUACAGAAAUAGCACUCAUUCUAAUGAUAUAAUGAGUGGUAAGGAUGCAAGGCGCGGUUUCGACAGAGCCGGUGAUGAAAUGAUUAAUAAAUACGCGACUGAUAUUUUCACAGAAGAAGCUAUAAAAUUAAUUGAUUCGCACAAACAUCAAGAGAAACCUAUGUUUCUCAUGGUUAGUCAUUUAGCAGUACAUACUGGGGACCCUGGACCAAAUCUCUUAGAAGUAGCAAAUAAAACGUAUAAUGACGAACAAUUUAAAUACAUUAAAAAUAAAGACAGGAGACUUUUUGCCGGUAUGAUGACCUCGUUGGACAAUUCAGUGGGCAGUGUUAUUGAGUCAUUGGACAACAAUGGAAUGUUAGAAAAUAGUAUAAUAUUAUUCAUUGCAGAUAAUGGAGCACCGGCUGAUGAUCCGAUUUGGGGUUAUGGUAAUGCUGGUUCUAAUUGGCCAUUAAGAGGAGAAAAAGGAGCUGUACUAGAAGGAGGAGUGCGUGGAGUUGCUGCUUUUUGGAGUUCAUGGUUAAAAAAAAAACACCGAAUUUCCGAAAAUUUAUUCCAUAUUACUGAUUGGUUACCGACAUUAUAUACAGCUGCGGGUGGUGAUUUUAUAGAUUUAGGCCAAAUCGAUGGUAUUGAUCAAUGGAAUAGCUUAACGGAAUCGUCAAAAAUCAUGAGGUCAAUAGCGUUAGUGAAUAUUGAUGAAACACGAGGAGAGGAAGCUCUGAUUUUCAAUCAAUGGAAAAUUGUAAAAAGUAACAAAACGAGCGAUAUAGCUUAUUACCUUCGAUACAGCGGCGAUCCCGGUGACACGGGACCAGAUUAUAAUAUGCAAAGUGUUGCAAGUAGCAUAGCGGGAUCACGUCUAUCUAAAGUUAACUGUCGGUUGAACAAAGAAGACUGCAUGGAUUCAAUUACCACAUAUCAACUUUUUUACAGUAUCCGCUCCCAAGCUAGAGUGCACGAUAAAUGUUCUGAACGCAUUUCAAAACCCAGUGAACAUUAUGAAUGUUUCAACGGUUACUGUUUAUUCGAUUUAGAAAACGACCCGUGUGAGUAUAAAAAUGUGGCUAAACAACAUCCUCAAGUUCUGAACAUGACUUUGGAUAUGAUGAACGAGUUCAAAAAAGAAUUAGUGAAACAAAAUAGACCCGGUAUCGAUCCUAACUCGGACCCUCGCAAAUUCAAUGGAUAUUGGGAAACAUGGUUGGAUCAUGAUGAAACUUCUGAUAACGCGUCUAAUUCACCAAUGAUCAUUUUAAUAACAGUAUUCGUCGUCUACUUUUUAAACUUGGAUGCGCUGUUAAUUUAAUAUUAAUACAUUAUACUGUAUUUUAUAGUACCAAUAAAAAGUAAAUUUUGAUGUUUUUUUCUAACUAAUGAUUGUUGAUAAAAAAUACUUAACUUUACCUAGAUAAUUACAAUAAAAAUUGUAAGCAUAAUUACUGACAGUCUAAUUAAUUUAAUAUAGCUGUAUAAGUUAUUCAAAUAAGUACGAUGAACAGCUACUGCGUGCCUACACCAAAUUGAACAACUUCAACAAUUUGUAUUAUUCGUUAACGUAACACGAAUACCUAACUAAUAAGUACAACAAAAUAAUGACUCUGUACUGAUGUGCAUUAUAAUACAAAUACAAUAUAGCAAUUAUCGAUCUGUACUCAGAAUAAUAAAACCAUUAUAAAUUC